GUCGCUAGUCGCUAAUUUUUACUGAGACACACUAAUCAAAGUUAGCGACUCAUUCAGUAAAUCCUCACUAAAGAGUGUUGAUAGUGUGUGUCUUAUUUUUUUUUUUUCAUGGAUUUUUAUUUUUCUGUUAAAAACUGGCCCCCUUUUCAAUUCAUUUUUUCGUUUUCCAAUUUUUUUAUAUUAUUCUUGUUUAUAAUCAUACUUUCUUCGUGUAAGUGACCCCCAUCAAUCAUAUACAACAGUGAUACCAUCUCGUACCACCAGUACUCAAGUUUAGAUCAUAUCUUACCGCAAUUGUUUGAUUGAUUGAUUCAAUUUGGCAUAUUUUUAAGGUGAUUGUUAUUAAAUGGUUGCAAGACUGACCCAACUGCGUCGGAAGGCAGCAUCAGCUUCCACAACAAAACCAACCACCACCACAAGAUCAACCCGGUCUUCGUCCUUACCAUCAGUACCCCCUACUCCAACAAGAUCUUCAAGAUCAAGAUCAACCAGAUCGACUCCAUCAAAGCCCGUCGUGGUACCUCCUGUUACUAAGACGCGAAGUUCAAGAAGCUCAUCUGCAAAACAAGUAAUUGACAUAGUAGAUGAUGACGAUGAUGAAGAAGAGGAAGAAGAAGUAGAAGAAGAUGAAGAAGAAGCAGAAGAAGUUGAAGAUGAAUAUAAGGAUGAAGAUGAAAUAGAGGAGGAAGAAGAAGAACAAGAAGUACAGGAAUUAGAAGAACAAAAAGAAGCAGAAGUUGAAGAUGAUGAUGAUGAAGAAGAAGAACAAGAGGAAGAAGUAAAAGAUGAAGAAGAACAAGAAGACGAAGAGGAAGAAGCCGUGGAAAUAGAAGAAGAGGAAGAAGAGGAGAAGGCCAUAGAAGCAGAUGAUAACAACGAAACUAAAACAAAGAAAACUGUAGAACCUCCAAUAAAAGAAACAUCAAAGGAAAGAAGAAAUCGUUUCUUAUUGAAUUGUGAUCCUAAAGUAGCGAAAGCAAAUGAUGUCGAUGAUUCAACUAAACGUUUCAAAUACCUUUUGGGAUUGACUCCUUUAUUCAGAUACUUCAUCGACUUGAAUGCAUCUAAAGAUCAACAAUUCAAAAAAAGAAUUAGAGAAAUCGAUAAUAAACUUUCCUUUGUUCAACAACCAAAGAAAUCAAAUAGAAGAAGAAAGACUGAAAAGGAAGAAGAUGCAGAGUUAUUAGAAGAUGAAGAACACCAAGAUGAUGAAGAUCAUCAGACAACAAUAUUAACGGAAUCUCCAAGCUUUGUUCAACAAGGUGUGUUAAGAGAAUAUCAAGUUCAAGGUUUAAACUGGUUAAUAUCAUUAUAUGAAAAUAGAUUAAGUGGUAUAUUGGCAGAUGAAAUGGGUUUAGGUAAAACUCUACAAACAAUUUCAUUCUUGGGAUAUUUAAGAUAUGUUAAGAAAAUCGAUGGUCCUUUUAUUGUUAUUGUUCCAAAAUCAACCUUAGAUAAUUGGAGACGUGAAUUUGCCAAAUGGACUCCUGAUGUAAAUGUUGUGGUUUUACAAGGUAAUAAAGAAGAUAGAAAUAAACUUAUCCAAGAUCGUUUAUUAACAGCUGAUUUCGAUGUUUUAGUCACUUCAUUUGAAAUGGUUAUAAGAGAAAAAUCCCAAUUGAAAAAAUUCAGAUGGGAAUAUAUUGUGGUUGAUGAAGCUCAUAGAAUUAAAAAUGAAGAUAGUUCAUUAUCUCAAAUUAUUAGAGUUUUCUACUCCAAAAAUAGAUUAUUGAUUACGGGUACUCCACUUCAAAACAAUUUACAUGAACUUUGGGCUUUAUUAAAUUUCUUAUUACCUGAUGUAUUUGGAGAUUCGGAAGUGUUUGAUGAAUGGUUUGAAAACCAAGGAGCAAGUAAUGGAAAUGAUGAUGAAGAAGAUAAAUCCAAGAACCAGGAUAAAGUCAUUCAACAAUUACAUCAACUUUUAAGUCCAUUCUUAUUAAGAAGAGUUAAAUCAGAUGUCGAAACUUCUUUAUUACCAAAGAUUGAAACUAAUGUAUAUAUUGGAAUGACUGAUAUGCAAAUCCAAUGGUAUAAAAAAUUAUUGGAAAAGGAUAUAGAUGCCGUGAAUGGGGUGGUUGGUAAAAGAGAAGGAAAAACAAGAUUAUUAAAUAUCGUUAUGCAAUUAAGAAAAUGUUGUAAUCAUCCUUAUUUGUUUGAUGGAGCAGAACCUGGUCCACCUUAUACAACCGAUGAACAUUUAAUUUUCAACGCUGGUAAAAUGAUUAUUCUUGAUAAAAUGCUUAAAAAAUUUUCACAGGAAGGAUCUAGAGUUUUAAUAUUUUCGCAAAUGUCGAGAGUAUUAGAUAUUCUUGAAGAUUAUUGUUAUUUCCGUGAUUAUAAAUACAGUAGAAUUGAUGGUUCAACAUCGCAUCAGGAUAGAAUUGAUGCUAUUGAUCAAUAUAAUGAACCGGGUUCAGAUAAGUUCUUAUUCUUAUUGACCACAAGAGCUGGUGGUUUAGGUAUUAAUUUAACUUCAGCUGAUAUAGUUAUUUUAUUCGAUUCAGAUUGGAAUCCACAAGCUGAUUUACAAGCCAUGGAUAGAGCUCAUAGAAUUGGUCAAAAGAAACAAGUUAAAGUUUUCAGAUUUGUGACUGAAAAUGCCAUUGAAGAAAAGGUUUUAGACCGUGCUGCUCAAAAGUUAAGAUUAGAUCAAUUGGUUAUUCAACAGGGUAGACAAAUGAAUAAUAAUAACAAUAUAGGUGGUUCAAAGGAUGAUUUGAUUGGUAUGAUUCAACAUGGUGCUAAAAAAGUCUUUGAAUCUCAAAAAGCAGAUACAAAGAAUCUUGAUGAUGAUAUUGAAGAAAUUUUAAAGAGAGGAGCUGAAAAGACAGUGACAUUAAAUGCUAAAUUCAACAAGCUUGGUUUAGAUGAUCUUCAGAAUUUCACUUCUGAUCAAUCAGCCUAUGAAUGGAAUGGGCAAAAUUUCGCCAAGAAGGAAAAUAAUGGUGGAUUAGGAUUUACUUGGAUUAAUCCAUCAAAACGUGAAAGGAAAGAACAGACCUACUCCGUUGAUAACUAUUAUAAAGAUGUGUUAAAGGCUCAACCUGUUGCAAACACAAAAGCCAAUCAAGCUAAACCAAAAGCUCCUAAAAUUUAUAACAUUCAAGAUCAUCAGUUUUUCCCAGAAGGAUUAGCCGAGUUACUCGAACGUGAGCAGUUAGGAUAUAAAAAAGAAAUUGGAUUUAAAUAUACAGUAGCUGAUUUUGGUGAUAGUGAUGAAGAAUUCCUUGCUGAAGAAUUUAAAGAUGAUUUAACCAGAGAGCAAAAGAAAAACAGAGAACAAAAGAAGAUUGAUAAGGUUGUACCAUUAUCUGCAGAAGAACGAGAAUUGAAAGAUAAAUUAUUGGCUGAGAGUUUCCAUGGAUGGACUAGAAGAGAUUUCACUAAUUUUAUUCAUGCAUCUGCCAAGUAUGGUAGAAACAAUUCAACUAAGAUUGCCAAAGCUUUGGGUAACAAGACCCUUGAAGAUGUGGAAAGAUAUAUCAAAGCAUUUUGGGAGAAUUAUACCAAGAUUGACUCAUAUGACAAGUAUGUUACCCAAAUUGAAAGUAGUGAAAAGAAAUUAGAAAAGAUGGUAAAUCAAGAAAAAUUAUUGGCAUAUAAAAUGGAAAAUUUGGAAGAUCCAUUAGAAGAUUUAAAGAUUCAAUAUCCUCCUAAUAACUCCAAAAGAGUUUAUUCUAAAGCUGAAGAUCGAUUCUUAUUAAAUUGUGUUCAUAAAUAUGGUUUAUUUGCUGAAAACUUAUUAGAAAAGAUCCGAGAAGAAAUAAAUCAAAGUGAUGUGUUUAGAUUUGAUUGGUACAUUUUAUCAAGAACUCCUCAAGAAAUAGGAAGAAGAAUUAAUACAUUAUUACUUGCCGUCACCAGAGAAUUAGAUGGUCCUAAGAAGAGAGGUAGAGUCUUGGAUAGUUCAAAUACUAGUUCUAGACAUGCUUCUGUUGAACCACAAGUUUCAAAUGGUGUUAAGAGAAGCAAUGGUGAUAAGGAUAUUAUUGAGAAGAGGGUAAAGGUCUAAGUCAAAUCUUUUCAUACUUUGUGUGUAUUAUAUAUAUAAUUGUACAAUAAACAUUAAUUAAUAACAUAGUAAUAAUAA
Molecule: messenger RNA, 4093 nt
Organism: Scheffersomyces coipomensis
Lineage: Eukaryota; Fungi; Ascomycota; Pichiomycetes; Serinales; Debaryomycetaceae
Gene: ISW2
Product: DNA translocase
Exons: 1
Coding region: 347-4015 (1222 amino acids)
Biological process (GO): positive regulation of transcription by RNA polymerase II; chromatin remodeling
Cellular component (GO): nucleus
Molecular function (GO): ATP binding; ATP-dependent chromatin remodeler activity; nucleosome binding
Source: RefSeq, a predicted model, not a curated record